Messenger RNA from Siniperca chuatsi (mandarin fish), 5131 nucleotides. RefSeq names its product potassium voltage-gated channel, KQT-like subfamily, member 2a (gene kcnq2a). Gene Ontology annotation, biological process: potassium ion transport; transmembrane transport. The record is from RefSeq and is a predicted model, not a curated record. The transcript is spliced from 19 exons. Gene Ontology annotation, cellular component: membrane. Bases 467 to 3259 code for a protein of 930 amino acids. Gene Ontology annotation, molecular function: voltage-gated potassium channel activity. NCBI's taxonomy places the organism in Eukaryota, Metazoa, Chordata, Actinopteri, Centrarchiformes, Sinipercidae.
AUGGAAGGUUAUCUUGGGAUAGACUUUUAGAAACAAGACACAGUAAAGAUCCUCUCCUCCUAAUCUACAACUUGUAAUUGGUUUGACAGAAUGAUCCAAAUUGACAAACCAGACCAGAUGUUAUUGCACAAGAAGAAGGCUGUUGCAUGUUAAAUUUAACUGUGCAGUGUUAGUCAUCUCUGGGCCAUUCAAUUACUGGGAUAGCUUCUAAAUUGCUGAUGGCCAACGUGAUUAGACUGUGGAUUAAAAAUCAUAUAAAAAUCCCUACUUGCUGUAUCUGUCAAAUGGCCGGAAGGGGCUAAGGCAGAAGCAUACACUGAGCAGUUUCGCAUGUUUAUUGCAAUUGGUUUUCUAGGGGGACCGACACCGACUGCAUUCACCACCAGCACACACCCCUCACCACCGGUGAUGCAUCCCCGCGGCAAGGGCACGGACAACUCCUCUAUAGAGUCGUCUCGACUUUAGAAUGGUGAAGAAAUCUCUCAACGGCGGGGUUUACCCAACUCAAGCCGGAGAGAAGAAGCACAAAGUCGGGUUUGUCGGAUUGGACCCCGGGGCUCCUGAAUCCAGCAGGGAUGGGGCGCUACUCAUUGCGGGUUCGGAAAGCACCAAGCGGAGCAGCAUCCUCUGCAGACCGAGGUCCAGCAUCUCCGUCGGGAGACCCAGACCGUCGAAGAAAAAUGCCAGCUAUCGGAAACUACAGAAUUUCCUAUAUAAUGCGCUGGAAAGACCGCGAGGAUGGGCGUUCAUCUAUCAUGCUUAUGUCUUCCUCUUGGUCUUCUCCUGUCUCAUACUUUCAGUCUUUGCCACCAUCAGAGAGUUCAAAAAUAGCUCAGAGAGUGCCUUGUACAUCCUGGAAAUUGUGACUAUCGUGGUGUUUGGAGUGGAGUACAUUGUAAGGAUAUGGGCUGCUGGCUGCUGCUGUCGAUAUAGAGGAUGGAGAGGGAGGCUAAAAUUUGCCAGAAAGCCUUUCUGUGUCAUAGACAUUAUGGUGCUGAUUGCCUCAGUAUCUGUACUGGCAGCUGGAUCUCAGGGCAAUGUUUUUGCCACCUCAGCCAUCAGGAGUCUGAGAUUCCUGCAGAUCCUGCGCAUGCUGCGUAUGGACCGCCGUGGAGGCACCUGGAAGCUGCUCGGAUCUGUAGUUUAUGCCCACAGCAAGGAGCUCAUCACAGCAUGGUACAUAGGCUUCCUGUGUCUUAUCCUGGCGUCAUUCCUGGUCUACUCUGUGGAAAAGGAGUCAAAUGAUGAGUUUGAGACCUAUGCUGAUGCUCUUUGGUGGGGACUGAUCACUCUCACCACCAUUGGUUAUGGUGAUAAGGUUCCCAAAACCUGGAAUGGACGCUUGCUGGCAGCCACAUUCAGCAUGAUCGGGGUGGCCUUCUUUGCACUUCCUGCUGGCAUCCUGGGUUCUGGCUUUGCCCUCAAAGUCCAAGAGCAACACAGGCAGAAACAUUUUGAGAAGAGACGCAACCCUGCUGCAGGCCUCAUCCAGGCUGCUUGGAGGUUUUAUGCUACCAACCUUUCCCGUACAGAUCUGCUGUGCACUUGGGAUUUUUACGAGCAAACUGUAGCUGUUCCAAUGUACAGACUUAUUCCACCUCUAAAUCAGCUGGACUUGCUGAGGAAUCUGAAGGGCAAGUCAUUCAGGAAGGAGUCUCAAACAGAAACCUCUCCCAGUAAUGAAAAUGCACACAAAGACAGACUUUGCGGGUGCUGUCCAAGAACUAUUAGUCGAAAGGCCAGCCUGAAGGACAAGGUGUUCCCUAGUCCUUCCAAGGCUCCCGUGGCCAAGGGGAAGGCCCUGUCUCCGGGGGCAGAGGACGGGGCCGAGGCGAGUCCCAGCAAAGUCGCCAAGAGCUGGAGCUUCACUGAGAAGAACCGAGGGCCAAAGCACGCCUUCAGAGUCCGGGGCAGCACCUCACGCCAAAACUCAGAGGUGCUGAUUGAAAUGCAGGACGAAGACUUUGGACUGAAGAGUUCUCCAGCAAUUGAAGGUUUAAUAAAGGCGAGCCUUCCAGGAGAGGAAAUUGGGGACGAUAAGAGCUGCCACUGUGAGUUUCUCACUCAAGAAUUGCCACCAGGCUUGAGGGUUACAAUAAGGGCAAUCUGCAUCAUGAAGUUUCUGGUGUCAAAGAGGAGGUUCAAAGAGAGCUUGCGGCCUUAUGAUGUCAUGGAUGUGAUCGAGCAGUACUCUGCAGGUCACCUGGACAUGUUGUCUCGCAUUAAGAACCUGCAGUCCAGGAUAGAUAUGAUUGUGGGGCCCCCUCCCCCAUCAACACCUCGCCAUAAGAAGUCCACUGAAGGUCCUAGAGUUGACCAGAUAGUUGGUAAAGGUCCUAAAGCGGAAGGAGAUGCUGCAGAGGACCAGAGCAUGAUGGGACGUCUGGUCAAAGUGGAAAAGCAGGUGGUCUGUAUGGACAGGAAACUUGAUUUUCUGGUCAAUGUGUAUGUGCAGCGUAUGGGCAUCCCUCGUUCGGAAACAGAGGCCUUUUUCAACUCCAAAGAGCCGUAUCCAGCCCCGCCUUACCACAGCCCAGAGGAGAGCAAGGAGGAGGAGGAUAAAGAGGAGGUGAAGGAGGAAAAGGAGGUGAAGACAUGCUCAGCUGCAGAUGUCCCGUGCUCUGAUGGGUCUUUGGAAAAGAAAGAUCCUUUACUGGGUCGGUCUGUGGCGAGAUCGGUUGGUACUCCCUCUGGCAGCAACAGCCGCCCCUCUACCUCCUGGCAGCACCAGCUGCAGCACCCCCUCAGCCAGCCUGCAUGGAACAGCAGCGUGGCCAACACCCCAUCACCAGUUGGUGGCAGCGGCGAUCAUUCGCCCACCCUGUUCCGCCUUCCACCUCCGCCUGCUCCUAUUCACGACCGAUCCUCCUCUGGCCUGGGCGGCAGCGGCAGAGAGAGCAGCUCCCAGAGCAGGAGGCGCCACAGGAGGCAGAGGUGUCAGCAAGAUGCCACCGCUGUGGAGAGCGACACAUCUCUAUCCAUCCCAUCUGUUGACCACGAGGAGCUGGAGCGCUCUUUCAGCGGCUUCAGCAUCUCCCAGGCCAAGGAGGACUUCUUUGGGCCUUCUUUCUUUAUAGGCUCAGGAGGGGGAGCUGGAGCAGGGACUGAAGCUGCAGCUGGUCCUUCACUCUGUGCCAAGGUCAGACCUUUCAUAGCAGAGGGAGAAUCAGACACAGACUCUGACCUCUACGCUCCCUCACCUCUGUCCUUCACUGGAGAGGUCUCGUGUGGAGAGAGGGCAUGGUCAGGACUGAAGUAGGUCAGGAAGGACUCCUCUCCCUGGAAGAGCGGCUCAUGAUAAAAGAUCAGUGCUUCAGUUGCCAACAUUAGCCCUAUCAUGAGACCUUGUAGCCAACUGACUGUUGUUGCUGAUGAUGCUAUUACAGACUAUUUUAGGUUAAGUGAAUGGUUAUGAUUAGCUGUUUAUUACUGAAGAUGGUAAAAAUAUGUCCUUUAUAUAAACAAAGGGGUUGUCCUUUAUCACCUUUUUUGUUUGGGAUGUAACACUUUACAAGCAAUGCUUCAUUACAGUUGCAUUGUAUCCAUUUAAGAUCUUGAUCAAAUAGAAAAAUAGCUGUUUAGGGACAUUUCUUUAACUUACUUGGGGACAUUUUUGUUGUAUUUUUUAGUGAUGAAAGGUAUGUGAGAGUAUAGAUGUGUGAGAGUGUGAUUUAUGACACUUAAUUUUGCAUUGAACUUAAACUUGACAUUGCAUUUCAGCACUUUUUCUGUUACACUGACCACUUUACCUUUCAAAACAUAGCGGGAGUUAGUAAUGCAAGAUUGUUAAAGUCUUAUCACAUGGUUAGCAUAGUGUCUUGAUAACUUCUAUACCUUUGAAUGACUUGAGGUGUUAUGAUGCCAAAACCUUAGCUAUGAUAAUCAAUUAGAUUCUCGCAGAGUAAAAAAAUGUGCUUGCUUUUGAGCAUCAUUAAUUCAGCCUGGUGUUUACUGAAUACUACAGAAGAACUCCCCUGAAAAUAUUGCAGAUACUUCCCCAUCAAUAAACCAGUGAACUUGCUGCAUGGCAUGUUAAAUGGUUGAUUUAAGGACUGUGUUAAACAGGCUACAAAACCCAAUAACAGCGGCAAAAAAUAGUUUUUUUCUUCUAUACAAAGAUAGACAAACAGAGCGGUGAAUAAAACAUGAAAAUGUUUGCAUGACUGGUUUCAAGCUACAAUGUGUUAAUUUUUUAUGGGGCUUUGCUUGAAUUCCAAUCAUGUAAAUGCAGCCCAAGCUUGCUAAUUUCAAUGGAUCUUCUUUUCUGGACAAAUAUGUCCACAAACUAUGUACAGACUCUGUUAAAUACAGAGGCAGAUGUUUAAUGCCACAUAUAGAAACAAUAUGGGCUCAAAUGGACAUUAGCUCAUACAUUUUGUAUUAUUAUCACACAACAUGCAGUGUUGAAGUUGGAUUGAAUCAUAAGUCUUAAAUCAUAUGGGACACUUACCUACUCAGACAUGAUGGUAUUUAGCCUGCAAUGCAUAGGUCUGUCAUUUAGAUUCUCUGCUGCUAUGUCAGUUCUGCACUAAAUGAGGAAAUGCAAUAAAAAGCAAGCAAGGCAAUCAAGAACCAUCCUUUACCAACAUUAACAUGGCCUUAUUUUUCACACUGAAAUAAAUUGUUUUGUAAGUAAACAAAUCAACAAUUUCAUUUUAAACAUUUCAUAAAAGUAGUGCAAGUACAUUUUCAGGUGUUAUAUAGGAGGUUCUGUAGAUUGAGAGCAGUUGUUCCGGGUUACAAAUUUAGCCACUGAUAAUGCUAAAAGCAUGGGAUUCAUAGGGGCAUCUGAAGCAUGAACACUUAUUGUUAAAACUAACCUGCGUCAUAGCAAAUCAAACAUUUUAACAUUAACACUGAAACAUGGACAUGGUGAUAGAGGAAAUGUCAUUUAGUAAAGGCUGUUCACACAAGAUACACAAUCCAUAUUUUUCAGAAAACAAGAAACAAACCCGCUGGCAUGUUUUAUACAACCCAGAGAAAGGACCUGUAGGGUUUUAUGUGAUACAGUAGCUCUUAGUUCAGCAUCAUCAUGUAACUGCACCUUCUCCUUCUUCAGUAAUAAAACUUUGUACAUCACUGAAAAUCAUCUCCUGUUUUUAUAUUCUAUAUCAAUAAAGCAAUACUGUGA